UGACUGGCGGCAGGGGCAAGAUGGCGACGCCGAGCCCCGCUGGCGCUGCGGGGGACCCCGAGGCCCGGCUGCUGUGGGAGCGGCCCUGGACCCUGGAGGAGGUCCGCGGCGAGAGCCAGGCCUGGUCCUUGGCCGCCGACGCCGGGCUUCUGCGUUUUCUGCAAGAGUUCUCUCAGCAGACCAUCUCCAGGACUCAUGAAAUCAAGAAGCAAAUGGACGGGCUGGUCCAAGAGACCAAAAACACCGAUUGCCGCCUGCACAAUGUCUUCAAUGGGUUCCUUAUGCUGUCAAAUACACAGUUUAUUGAAAACAGAGUAUAUGAUGAAGAAGUGGAAGAAUCUCCACCCAGAGCUGAUGUGGGAGACAAACCAGAGCAGGAAAAGACGCGUGAACAGAAAGAAGCAGAUUUGAUCCCCAAAAUCCAAGAAGCUGUGAAUUAUGGGAUGCAGGUUCUAGACAGCGCCUUCGAACAAUUGGACAUCAAAGCCGGGAACUCAGAUUCUGAAGAAGAAACAAACGAAAAGGUGGAAUUAAUAUUGGAACCAAAGGAUCUCUACGUCGAUAGGCCUCUGCCGUACUUGAUUGGCUCCCAGCUCUUCAUGGAACAAGAUGAUGUUGGCCUUGGAGACCUGUCCAGUGAAGGUUCAGUAGACAGUGAUCGUGGGAGCAUGGUGGACAGCGAGGGAAAGGACGAGGAGGAACUGGAGGAAGAAUUUGGGGAUGCAAGCGAGGAUGAGCAGAAACCGGGAACGGCAUUGGUGAGCGACGAAGAGGACGACGACCUCUUUGGUGGUGACUCUGAAAAGGGGGAAGAUGACGAAGAUGACGUGGAGGAAAAUUCAAGGCUGCUUCAGAAAAAGAAACGGCCCACAUCUUUCACUGAUCAACUGGCAGCUCGUAUCAAAGGGGACCAGCCACAGAAGAGAAAUAAGGAGCAAUUGGCAUCUGCAGAUAUAAAAAAUCAGAAUGCAGAGAAAGAGAAGGAAGUCGUUGGCGUUCCGUCGGACGAGGAUGACGAUCUCUUCUGCCCUCCCAAGCUGACUGACGAAGACUUCUCACCGUUCGCCUCGACGGGAGGCCUCUUCAGUGGCGGGAUGGGACUUUUCGAGGAGGAGGAGAGUGAUCUCUUUGCCGAAUUGCCAAAAGGGGAAGAUGCGGUAGAGAAAGAUGAACGAGUCCCAAUAAAUGACGAACCGUCAUCAAAAGCUGUCAGGAAGGUCCCUGCUGGUGCUGUCUUUCUCUUUCCAGGAGGGAACGAUGUCUUUAGCCCCUCCUCGCUUCUUACUGAGAAAGAAGACAAGAAGGCGGCAGAACCGGUUGCGGAGAGAGCUCCCAAACACCACACGGGGCCCAGCCUGUUUGAUGACGACGACUUCCACGUCAGAAGGAGCGACCCCGUUCCAAAAGCAUCCAAAUCUGGCGCUGAUCUGUUUGGUGAUGACGAAGAGGACCUGUUCAAGGAAAAGCUGGAUGCUGCCAGGAUGGUCAAGGAUGCCCCCAAAGAAGCUGAAGCAGGUCAAGGACCGAUAGUCAGAGACAAGAGCCAGCCACCUUCUACUGAAAGCUUCAAACCGUCAACUCCAGUUGUUCCCAAAGACCACAAAAACUUGUUCUCCGAUGAGGAGGAUUCUGAAGAUUUGUUUUCCUCCAGCCGGUCUUCUAAAAGCUCGGCCUUACCCAGCAAAGGCUCAACGAAAGCUCCCCUGUCUCUCUUUGAGGACGAGGAUGAAGAGGAACUCUUCGGGUCUCUGCCUGUGAAGGCGCCGGUGUCCAAACCUCCCUUGGAGAAAUCAUCCCGUUUGCUCUUCAGCAGCGAUGAAGAGGAUCACUGGAAUCCUGGCGCAGCCGUCAAACCUGCAUCCGAAGGCAGCCAAAAAAAGGAAGUUGCAAAGGCUGCAGUAGCUGGACCCAAGAAAAGUCUCUUUGAGGAAGAUGAGAAAGAAGAGGAUUUGUUUGCUCUCACUAAAGACAGCCAAAGAAAAACUCAGAAAGCUGCUCUCCUGUUUGAAGAAGACGCUGUGAACGGGGAUUCUCUCUUUGACGUCCAGCCAUCCUUGCUGCCGUCCAGCACUCAAGCAGUAACGGGAAAGGGGCACACUCCAGACCCUUUGCCUCCUGGUGAGCAGGCAGAUUUGCUGGAAACUGCUCAGAAAGAAACAGUGAAAGAGAAGACAGUGGCUCAUGAUGAAUCUGAUGCACCCCCUGAGGCUCUUGGUCCUGGAGAAGAUCUAGCUGAGCAGCAAAAGGCAGAGGAAUCCCCCUUGGAGAAAGACACCAGGAGAAAGACAAAAAGUGUAUUCAGCUUAUUUGAGGAUGAAGAGAAAACUGGAGACGCAGAUGCUGGCAGAAACACUCAGAAGGAUAUUGAGAAGCCCCCAGAGAAGAGCGCUCGUCCCAAAAGCACCGGGGUCUUCCAGGACGAAGAACUCCUGUUCAGCCAUAAGAUGGAGAAAGACAACGACCCGGAUGUUGAUCUUUUUGCCAGUAACAGGAAAGGGGUCCCGAAGCCCCGGGGGAAGCUUCCGUUUGGUGGAGGUUUGUUCGGAGAUGAUGACGGUGAAGAUGGUCUCUUUAGCUCGGCUAAAGCAAAGCCGCUGGAAUCCACCCGCCCUGCCUCAAGUAAGCCUAAAGAGCCAGCACCUCGGAUUGGAAAAUUACAAGCCAGUUUGGACAUUAACCCAGCAGCUUUGCUGCCAGGUGGGGCUCGGAAACCUUCCCCGCCACAUCGGGAGCCUCACGGGGUGCAGCGCACUCAAGCGGCCCCUUCUGCAGGGAACAGCGAGGAGACAGGAGUCAGCUUUGAUCAUCCCGUGCAAGCAGAUACGUUACAUAACGCAAACAAGGACCGAAUCAAGAUAACAAAGAAACGUCGGCCGCCCUCCAGGGCCACCAGGCGCGUAGCUGCUCAGAAGUCCUGCGAGAACGAAGGCAGCGGCACUGAGGACCCCCCUUUGCGCCCCUUGGCAGAAAGCCCUAUGCCACCGUUGGCAACUCCGAGUACCAAGGGAGCCCGCGAGAAGCAGAAGUUGCUUCCGACAACCAGCGGCAGCGACCAGCUGUGUAAAACAGAUGACGGCCCCGUCUCAAAGUCGACGGCCCCACCUGAUGCCGUCGAUCUCUUUGAAUCCGGGGACCUCUUUGAGGUCAGCAGAGAACCGAAAGUGACCUCAAAGCCCAAGGCCAAGUUGAGGACGGAGGAUCCGGCCAGCCGAGCCCCUAAAGACGGGGAGGGGCUGCCGGUUCCGUCGCUUCUGGGCGAUUCAAAUGGGGAAGACCUCUUCAGGCCUGCCAGACCGUCAAAGAAAUCCAGCCCUGCUUCUUUUCUGGACGGCCAAGAGGACCUCUUCGGUAGUAAACAACCCCUGAAAAGAAAAGCUGCCAAACCCACUCCUUCGUCAGAGGUGGCUCCUACGAGCAAAGAUAUUUUUGAGGACGAUAUCUUUUCAUCGGAAGCCGUCAAGCUGCCACCUGCCCAAGCGAAAGAGUUGGAAGCCAGCCUGUUUGAUGACGACGUUGACAUUUUUGCCGAUCUCGCUGUAAAACCGAAAGAGAGGAGCUCCAAGAAGAAGGUGGAAGCAAAAUCCAUAUUUGACGAGGACAUGGAUGAUAUCUUCAUGCCUACCAGCCAGUCCAAGUCACAGACCAAAAAGGCCCCACCUGUUGAGAUACCUUCAGGAGCUAAACCUGAACCCAAAGCAUCAAGUACGUUUGAAGACCCGCUGAACGCGUUCGAAGGCCGAUGAAGAUGUGGUUAAUGUCUCUUCUGUAAUAUACUCAUCCCGCCCGGCAGUAAUUAAUUCCUUUUGCUUUUUAAUCUAUCAAUAUGACAGAACUGUGAAUAUUCCUUGCCUGUCUCUUCAAAUCAGAUAUAACAGGAUAAACAUUGCAAAAACUGUCUCCAGCAAUACUAUCCAGCCGGGUGGUUUGACUUCAUUAUCUUGUCCCAUCCCAUGCUAAUGUAAUCUAUUGUAUAGAUUCUAUUGCUCAGAGCUACAAAACCCAAUCUCUGGUGCUGGUAAAUAGCAUUUAUGAAACCA
Molecule: messenger RNA, 4037 nt
Organism: Sphaerodactylus townsendi
Lineage: Eukaryota; Metazoa; Chordata; Lepidosauria; Squamata; Sphaerodactylidae
Product: WASH complex subunit 2-like
Exons: 29
Coding region: 21-3743 (1240 amino acids)
Biological process (GO): protein localization to endosome; retrograde transport, endosome to Golgi
Cellular component (GO): WASH complex; early endosome
Molecular function (GO): retromer complex binding; phosphatidylinositol phosphate binding
Source: RefSeq, a predicted model, not a curated record